Messenger RNA from Aspergillus uvarum CBS 121591, 1335 nucleotides. Its product is annotated as S-adenosyl-L-methionine-dependent methyltransferase. The record is from RefSeq and is a predicted model, not a curated record. Gene Ontology annotation, molecular function: S-adenosylmethionine-dependent methyltransferase activity. Gene Ontology annotation, biological process: methylation. The coding region runs from base 43 to 1161 and encodes 372 amino acids. NCBI's taxonomy places the organism in Eukaryota, Fungi, Ascomycota, Eurotiomycetes, Eurotiales, Aspergillaceae. The transcript has 2 exons.
CAGCCCCCACAAGAUCCCUCACGUAGAACCAAUCAAGCCAACAUGUCCCCCGCCAAAGUCAGCGCCAACGACGUGCCCAUGCACGGCAACGGGUUCUACAGCUCCAACUCGGCCCUGCAGCACUCCGCCAUGCUCAACGCCCUGCCCUUGCUAUCCGCAGCAGCCGCCAAGGCGAAGCAGCACGAGCAAGAGGACAACUCGCGCCCCUUCACGGUCCUUGAAUUCGGCUCCGCCCACGGCAACAACUCCCACACCCCCAUAGCCACAAUCCUCGAAUCCCACGCCCCAGCCCCCUCCCGCGAGAUCCACCUCCAAUUCAACGACCGGCCCGCCAACGACUUCACCACCCUCGCCACCAACCUCACCACCAUGACCUGGCCCGUCAGCAAUGACAUCUUCACCUCCCUCGUCCCGUCCUCCUUCUACGCCCGCGUCACCCCGCAGGCAAGCGUAGACGUGGCCUUCUCCCUCGCCGCCCUGCACCACCUCGACCGCGUCACGCCCGUGCCCCCCUCGGGCCCCAUCCCGACCCACGAGGUCCGCCAAGCCGAGUUCCGCGCGCAGGCGCACGCAGACCUCCUCGCUUUCCUGUCCCACCGCGCAGCGGAGAUCGUCCCGGGGGGCGGACUUGUGCUGAGCUUCGUGGGUCAAGAGAUUGGCCCGAGCGGGGAGGAGAUUACCAACUACGCGGGGCCGGUGGACGCGUGUCGCGACGCGAUGAUCGAGAUGCUGCAGGCGGGUGUUCUGGCGCCGGCGGUGGCGAAUGUGUUCGAGGUGCCGGCUUACAACCGGACCAUGGCGGAUGUGCGGCGCACGCUGGGCGAGAGGGCGGUGUUGGCGGAGUGGGAUGUUGAGGAGGUGUUUGAGAGGAAGGUCGUGCAUCCUGCGAUUGAGGAGUUGACCUCGAGAACCAAGGCCGCGCCCGAGAACGAGGGGGAGCAUGCGGAGUGGUAUGCCAGGACGGUGGUGGAUUGGCUGAUGGCUGUUGUGGCGGGGUAUUUUGUUAAGGCGGUGCGCGAGGGGAUGGGGGUUACUGAUGCUGAGACGGUGGAUGGGUUGUUGGCCGAGUGGGUGGAGCGCACUAGGGUGCGGUUCUUGGAGGGGCAUCGGAACGAGGCGGUUGAGUGCUGGUUUGUUUAUGCGCGGUUGAGUCGCAAGUAGAUGUAGAGGAAGCUGAAAAGAAGGGGGUCCGGGGGUUCUCCCCCGGAACGUGUUUAUUCUACAACUUCUUAGAAUUACGUGUUACCAGGAAGCUGAAAAGAAGGGGGGUCCGGGGGUUCUCCCCCGGAAAGCCUUACUCUGUGUAUCAAUUAGGGUUGAGUUUUACUAGGGAGG